Molecule: messenger RNA, 456 nt
Organism: Nematocida major
Lineage: Eukaryota; Fungi; Microsporidia
Product: multifunctional methyltransferase subunit TRM112
Exons: 1
Coding region: 1-456 (151 amino acids)
Source: RefSeq, a predicted model, not a curated record
AUGAAAAUUUUUUCGCUUUUAUUGCUGCAGUGUAAGAAGAAGGCCUGCCGAAUGAUAAAUUACUUGGUGCCCAGUGGGUGUGCAGUUACAGUGCGCGCAAGGGAGCCUUCCAGCCAGGACUUUCAGUUUAUGGAGGCCCAGCUAGACACAAUCUGCGCCAUGGAUUUGAACAGCAACCAGUUCAUACUCCCGGUUAUUCUGGAAGAGCUGAGAAGAGUCUGCAGAAUAGACGAAACAGUGGGGGUUCUUCCAAGCAUACAGCCUGAGGAGAUGCAGAAGAUUUUGGAGGCCAACUCAUUGGAGGCCGUUCUGGGGGAGGAGAGAAUGCACGAGCUGUUUAAUGUUCUUUUCGGGACAGAGCUGGAUGAGGGGGCUCUUGUAUGCACAAACUGCAACUGCGAGUACAUAAUCAGCAACAAUAUAGUGGACUUUGUCCAGGCAGAAGGCGAGGUGUGA